This is a messenger RNA of Phytophthora infestans T30-4, 3108 nucleotides long. RefSeq lists its product as uncharacterized. The transcript has a single exon. Gene Ontology annotation, biological process: endosomal vesicle fusion; autophagy; vesicle-mediated transport. Gene Ontology annotation, molecular function: protein binding. The record is from RefSeq and is a predicted model, not a curated record. The coding region runs from base 1 to 3108 and encodes 1035 amino acids. Lineage: Eukaryota; Oomycota; Peronosporomycetes; Peronosporales; Peronosporaceae. Gene Ontology annotation, cellular component: cytoplasm; membrane.
AUGUCCUCGUCCUCCGGGGAGCAGCGCGUUGCGUUCCGCUCCACGGCCGUGGUCACGGGAUUUGAGGGCAAGGUGGAGUGCGUGACGCACUACUCGUCGCGCGUGGUCGUGGGCUCCAAGGACGGACGCCUCGUCAUGUAUGAUACACGCAAAGGCACGUCCACAUCCACAGCCUCGCACACUUUUUCACACGGCCAGCGCGUGGAGCAACUGCUCGCUGUGCCUCAUAUCCGUAUGCUCAUCGUCGUCUCCAACGGGGAAAUAUCAGCCCACGGCGCUACAGACCUCAAGCCACUGGACUUUGACUUCUCUAAAACUAACAUGCACAAGGUGCGACUUGUGUGCGUGAACCAGCGCGGCCCGCCACACUUCCGCCUGGGUAUAGCGAUGCUAAAGAGGAAAGCCAUUGCUAUCUACCAGUACCACAGCAGCGACAAAAGCUACGUCUUCUUAAGAGAGUUCAGUACCCAAGACGUACCUGAAGCCAUGAGCUGGUACAGGAACAAAGUCGUGGUCGGCUUUAGGAAGGACUACUAUCUACUAAACGACAAGUCUGGAGACGCCACACAGAUCAACUCUCCUGGUAUCCAAGACCCCACAGUGUUUCCCGUGGCUAAACUGCUGCCGAAAGAGGAGAUUCUAGUCGCCGUGAUGGAUCGAGUCGGAGUUUUCGUGGGCUUUACGGGAGAUACUUUGCCCAAGAAUUCAGUGACCUGGUCUCAGAGCCCGCAACAAGUAGAAUUUUCUUCUCCGUACUUGCUGGCAUUAGUGCCGAGAGUGGGUGUCGAGAUCCAUCGAGCCAGUGAUGGAGCUCUCGUGCAGACUAUGCCGCUCACACGAGCCGUGUGCAUGUUCGGCAACGGUAUGAAGUGGGAUAUGGAACCGAGACAAAGUGGGGACAGCGAGGAUAUCAUCAUUGUCGGCGUGAGAGAGUCGAAUGGCACGUCCAGCGUCAUGAAGGUCGAGCCGAUGCCGUUGGAUCAACAGGUUGGAGAACUUUUGGAUCGUGGACAGAUCGACGAGGCGCAGAAUCUUGUGAGGAAGUCCAUUUCGUCCCUAUCGAGUGACAAACAACGCAGCAAGAUUAAACGCUUCCAACGUCAAGCUACGGUGGCGCUUUUACGUCGACUGGAGUUUGACCAGGCUGCUGACUACAUGUACCGCGCUGCUAUUGAGCCGUGUGAGUUUAUUGCCUUCUUCCCAGACCUUCAGUGCUCCUCGUUCGCGUACGAGCCUUCAGUGCUCAAGCCCGAAGUGCUCCCUCGUGGUAGUAGCUCAGCUCCCGAUAUUACGUCAGUUGUGCAGGAACUUCUCUCGUCUCCACGUGCUCCUCUAAGCAGCGACAUUGCCAAGAGUGACGCUGCUGAUCUCGUCAAUGCUGCACAGAAAGCGCUUCUCAAGUUCCUCAACCAGUUCAAGAAACACAUGCGAGACAAGGCUCGCGCCCGUGUGCGCACCAUGUCUUCAGCGCGUGGUCGUACAGGAUCGAAUGCCAGUCCCAAGGAUGCACGUCGCAUCGAAGCGAUCGAUACGGCGCUCUUCCGUCUCUACGUUCACUUUAAGAGAUACAAGGAGCUGCUUGUUCUCAUCCAGGAGCCAAACCCAGACGUGGAGGGUCCGCCAGGAUCGCUCGGAGGCUGCGCGCUUGAGCUGGAAUCGUGUCGCUCACUGCUGAUGAAGCACAAAUUGUACUACGAGGCAGGUCAGCUGCUGUGCGCUCACCAAAGCUACGAUGACGCCCUCGAAAUACUUGCCCUGCUGCAUCACGGCGAGUACAAACAGCGCGGUGGGUCAAGCGGCAUGCCCAAGUCGCCGAUCGAGGCAGCCAUUGAUGUGCUUGUGUCUGUUCCCGAGUCCGAGAGCGAGUUCAUCUUGAAGCAGUCGAUUUGGAUUAUCAAGGCGACAUCUGCUAAGCAAGCCCUGCGUAUCUUCACAGAGCGCCGGCCACCAUUGCCAUCGAAUGAUGUGGUUGCACACUUGAGGGAGCACUCGAAUGACCCGGCUAUUGUUCAAAGGUACUUGGAAACUCUCGUUAAGGCGAAUGGUGAAGCAGGCGCAGCUCUCACAAGUGCAGCAACUGGUUCAGGAAGUGACAGUGGGGUCAGUAUCGAGGGCAGCAGUAGAGGCUUUAAUGCCUUUGCUGACCCUGCAGCUGCAGAGUUGGGAGUAAAUGACAGCUACAGUCACUUCUUGGCUGGUGACAAUGACGACGACGAUGAGCCUACACGUGGCCCAGACGGUGGCGCGGCGUCAAUUGUGGUAGACCCUCAUCACACCCGUUUGGCUCUGGAAUACCUCGACGAAACAUUGCGACUUGUAGCCAAGGGAGAGACGCCGUCAAAGUCUCAACCAGGCAAGGAGCCUGGUCAGUUGGGUGAGGCUCGUAAACGGCUACUUAAAUUCCUCAAGUCAGGUUCGUCACGCUACGACGUGGUGCCGCUGGUGGAGAAGAUCAGGGGCAAGCCCCUGUACAACGAGUUCGUGAUCCUGUGUGGUCGUGGUGCGUUGCAUGAAGAGGCUGUGACGUCGCUCGUCUACGAAUUGAAUGACCUCCGCGGUGCAGAAAGCUACUCGGUCAAGUAUGGGGCCCGUGCGGCUUCGGUUGGGUCGUCAAUAGGGCCUAACAAGAAGACUGGGGCGGGAGCCGCCAUGGAGCGUAAUGAGGCUCUGAUAGAACUGCUGAAGAUUUGCUUCUCGCCUCGUGACGAGUCCAAGAAGGCAGCGUUCAACGACUUCGGGUUCCAGCUACUUGCACGUCACGGCAAGAGCCUCGACAGCGCUGCUGUGUUGGAUAUGGUGCCACUGACCACACCGCUGUCCAAACUGGGAGAAUUCUUCGCACAAGCCUUGCCACACAGUGCGCACAACGUGCGUGAGAUGAGCAUCACCAAGUCGCUGUCGAACGUCUACAACCUCCAAGUCCAAUGCGACCGCGUGGAGCGCUUGACCCAAAGUGUGCAGGUGGACCCCAACACCCUAUGUCCAGUGUGCCACAAGCGCAUCGGCGACAUCGUGUUCGCAGUUUACCCGAACGGCAAGGUUGUGCAUUACAACUGCACCAACAGCAACCUCCAGCUUUGUCCUGUUACAGGCGAGCGCUUCUCUUAA